GUAUGAUAAGCCUUCAGUUUGUUGUCGUAGGUGGCUAGUCCAUGUUGGCACAAAGCUGGGCAGCCCACUAAAGAAGGACAACAACCUUAACCAUGGCUGACGUUGAAAUAAAUGUUUCUGGUGAGAUGGAUGUGCCACCUGAGGGAGCAGUCAGCCAACCUAUGUCAAUCAAAAGUUUGAUGCAGUUUCCUAAUAAACUCACUGUGCCUACUGUGACGGAGUGGAUUUCCCAGAGGAGGCAGAAUGUGCGCCCUUGGACAACCUUCUGCAGCACAUCAAGGUUCAAAACGCCAGCUACCAUACCCAGAUUGACCAGGAGAUUGGUUAAAAACAUUGAAUACUUCCAGAGCAAUUACCUCUUCGUUUUUAUUGGACUUGUGAUAUUCUGCCUGCUGACAUCGCCUCUUCUCUUGAUAGUAGUAGCGGCCUCGUUAGGCGCUUGCUACAUCGUUUCCCUCAAGAACGAGGAAAGGAAACUCCAAGUGCUUGGAAAAGAACUCUCUUUGUUCCAACAAUACUUGAUCGUUGGAGUUUUCUCCAUACCGCUUUUCAUUUGGGCUGGAGCCCAGGCUGCAGUCUUCUGGGUCAUAGGCGCUUCUGUCCUAACUAUUUCUCUACACGCUGCUUUCUACAACAUUGAAUCACUGCUUAGUCCUGAAGAGGAGUUUGACCUUGUUUUGCAGCAAGUUUGAUUGAGUGAAAAUUGACUUUUUCGGUGGUUUUUAACAAGUGCAAAAGAGUUGGUUAUUUCAUGCCGAUCCGUUUAUAUUUAUUAUUAUGGAUAAUAGUUUGAAUAAAAAAUCAGUAAUUCUCUACAAUCGGGGUCAUUUUUGAGGAA
This is a messenger RNA of Cloeon dipterum, 838 nucleotides long. RefSeq names its product prenylated Rab acceptor protein 1. Gene Ontology annotation, cellular component: Golgi apparatus. The coding region runs from base 93 to 692 and encodes 199 amino acids. The record is from RefSeq and is a predicted model, not a curated record. Lineage: Eukaryota; Metazoa; Arthropoda; Insecta; Ephemeroptera; Baetidae. The transcript has 5 exons.